AUCUGAAAAUAUCUGUUUAGGAUGAGAGUGACACUCGAUAAGACGCGGCCCUGACCACGAAUUUCUCGAGAUUUAACCCUCCGGCAAAGGGCGUGGGCGGCGUUGCUUCGGUCUCGGGGCUGAGAUAAGGAGAGGAGAGUCCCGUGAGCACAUCGUUGGGACUUAGAUCAUGAGGAGAAGGAAAUUGUCGAGUGUGAAAUCUUGAGAAAGACAGUGUUGUUGUUUUUUUUUUUUUUUAAGCAGUGUUUUUUUUUCUCCCCCUCCCCCCCGUCCCCCGGAAUACUUCGAGAGAGAUUUAUCGUAUUUUUCCAUACCUGUACCGGAUCUUUCUUUCCGUUUUAUGCCUCAUUUUUAUUAUUAUUCUCCCCGGGCUCUGUAAUAUAUAACCUCAGGUGUCGAGGGAACAUUGGAUUAAUAUGAACAGGAUUUUCGUGUCAAGGUGAAGAUGUUUUGGAAGUACAAUUUUAGCUCCUCUGCGCAGAUAGAGACUCUCCUGCAAAAGGAAGAUGUCACUUUAUUCGAGCUUAUGGACGAGGAUGAGCUCCUCCAGGAGUGUAAAGCGCAGAAUAGAAAACUUAUAGACUUUUUGACUCGAGCUGAAGUCCUUGACGAAAUGGUGUACUUGGUAGUAAAUGAGCCUGCGGCAGAGGGUGAGAUGCAAAUGCGGUUUAAGUAUGCUAACCUUGCUGCAGAGCUACUCACAGCAGAUGUGCCAGCUAUUAUUGAUAAGUUGGUGGCUUCAACCAGCCUCUUAGAUAUAUUGUACAAAUUUCUAGAGAAAGAGAAGCCACUUAAUCCAUUGCUGGCAUCCUUCUUCUCCAAGGUUCUAGGCAUGCUGGUUCAGCGUCGCUCCGAACAGAACUGGUAUUCCUAUCAGUUCACUUGCUUCCAGGUAUUGGACUUUUUAAAAUCCAAAGGUGAUUUUGUUGAACUGGCUGUACAACAUGUAGGGACCUCAGCUAUUAUGGAUUUGCUGCUCAAACUUAUCUGUAACGUUGAGGAGGACGAAAUCCGGCAGAGCGUGCAUCAGUGGUUGAAUGAGGGCCAACUAGUAGAGCGGCUAGUAGACAAGUUAUCACCAGAUGCCGACCCAGAGGACCACUCCAGUGCCGACAAUCUCCUGUGCGAAAUUAGCACAUCCUGCAGGGACACAUCCACUGACGGACACCAGCAGACUAAUCCUCUUCUGGCAACUCUGGAAAGUGAAGACACAGUAAAUAAAUUGCUAGAUUUACUCCUCCAUGAAGACCGGAACGACUCUUCACUUUCGCACGUGAUCAACAUCCUGCUUACUCUUCUGUCUGCUCGAACACAGCAGCAGCAGAUUCAGCAUCAACAGCAACAGCAACAAGGGUUGCAACAGUCUGCAUCCGUUGAUUCAAGUGAUAGUGAAUCAAGUGACGGGAGGAAAAAUGCUGUUGCAAGAAUUAUUGCCAAACGUCUACCAAGUCUUCAAAACAUUCUACUACACCCACCCAAGAAAGGGUUGUUACUGACUGCGUAUGGCCAGGAAGUGGAGCCCCUUGGAAAUACCCGCCUUCAAGUCGUGACUCUGGUCGCUGCUCUGGUUGUCGUGAAUGACCCUGUUGUCCAUAAUUCGCUCUAUGAACUUAAUACAGUUGAAUAUCUGUUGGACUUGUUUUUCAAAUUUAUGCUGAACAACUUCUUACACACCCAAGUGGAGCAGUGCCUGACCGCCAUUCUUACAAAGGCUCCAGCAGCAGCCUCUCCAGAAGGCGACACAGACCAUCGGUUGCUCACGCAGCUCUUCAAUGAGGGACGCAUCAUUGAGCGCGUGGUAGAGGCUUUCGACGAGUCCAGUGAAAGACAAGAAUGCAAACAGAUACACAAUCUUAAAGGUUACAUGGGUCAUUUACGACAACUGUCUAACACUAUUGUACAGCAAGCAGAGUUUGGUCCAAAUGAACACCGCAUAAAGCAGCUAAUACAGGGCCUGCCUGGGGAUAAAGCCACCCAGUGGGACGACUUUGUCUCCAAUGCGCUGGCAGAACUUAAUCGCAAGAACGAAAUAACUCCUCUUCCGUGGAUCCACAUGCUUAGUGGUAAUACUACUGCCGGAGAGCAUGAUUGGGGUUUGGCAACGGUUGAGGCAGACGAGACAGACGAGAGCCCACAGGUCCUGGAGGAAAAGCAGGAAGAAAGAGAGGAAGAAAAUGAGGUGGAGGAGAAAUGGACCCAGAAACCAGAUCAUGGCUUCAAGGAAAUGGAUAUGGAUGUCAUUGGCGACUUCCGUUACGCAGAUGAUGAGUUCAAAGAUCCAGAUGAUAACCUAAGCGGACCUCUUCAGCGCCUCACCACUCAAGCCCUGGCACUCUCUGGGGCAUCAGGGCUGGGCAGCGGCGCCCCGGCAGCGGGUCAGGCAGUCGACGGAGGGGGGGAGGCAGGCGUGGGCGAGGACCACGACCUCUUCGAAGAAAUGUGUUCAAAUCGUUUGCAUCACAUGAAUGAGUUUGAUGACAUGUGGAAUGACAAGGAGAAAGAAAUCACCUUCAACCAAGAAGCAGUCCUAGCAGAGAACAAUGCAAAGGAGAAGGAAUCCUGUUCAAGUUCCGAUGACGAGGACGAGGAAGAAGGCAUCAGAGGGUUGUCUUCAGGAGAAACAAAAAUGGAAGUGGAUCCUGAUGAUUGGGCUGAGGUGUUCGACAAGCGAGGCAGCGGGGGUGAAAAUGGAGGGGACGAACCUGUGAAUCCCUGGCAGUCAGCGCCCAUGUCUGACACCUCGGAAAACAGUGGCUGGGCAGACUUUGGUGGAAGUGGCUUUAGUGGUAGUGGUCCUGCUGACUGUUUUGCACAACCUAUCCACAAGGCUGAGACAUUUACCGCAGAUUUCAGCUCUAACUUUGGAAGUACCGUGACUCAGGAAAACAGCUCAACUCCCGCUGUUUUUGGUGAAACUGCUGCUUCCAACCAAGAGGCCUUCAAAGCUGACUUCUCAAAUAUAAACUUUGAUGCAGGAUUUGAAGCUAACUGUGAUGAUAAGAGUGCAGUCACUUCUACAGGGGACCCUCAGAAUAGCUUCCUAUCAUCUCGAGGGCUUAUGAAGAUGAGUGGUGAGAACGCAGGUAUCAGUGAAGCAGGUACAACGCACGCCAUUCCCAGUGAAAAUGACGAGCAAACCUCAGGACCACCAAGCCCGCCUCAGGAAGAGACAAUACCAGAACCUACAGCACAAAACUAGUUUCCAGACAAGGCUGAGGAGUGGGAGGGUCAACUGUAUGAGGAUGUAAAAAGAAAGUGGAACAGCCACAACAGCUCAGGACUGCGAUGCCUGAAAUGUACUUCCAAUUCAAAAUGCUCUCGAUAACCUCACAGAAACUCCCAUGGAAUUGCCUUUGUUUAGUUUUGUAUUAAUCGUAAUGGAUGUUGUCUCGACACAAACCACCCAACAGUCAUUGUUUCAUGAAUAUUAAAGAGUUCCAGUGGCUUAGUGAAAUGGAAUCCAGACUUCGCUUGUACGUGGUCGAGUUUUAAAUGUUAUGGUCUUAAAGAAAAAAAAGAGUGCAUCUGUGGAAUUAAGGAGAUAGAUUUGGUUUCACUGAGCCACAUUUUUAGAUGUAUUAUGCAGUUUAGGGGAAUGUGCCUAGACAAGUUACACAGGAGAGUGGAGAUUUUUUUUUUCUCCCUUUUCACGUACUGGGUAACUUGCCAAAUCGUACUUGUUUAGAUAUUUUAUUCAAUGCCCUGUUGCUCAUAAAACAGUAGUAUUCUUUAUUGGUUUUUAAUGACUAGGAAAUAUACAGGUCUGAAAAUAGAUCAAAAACGAAUUAUACACGUCCACACUAGUGAUACAACUCCUGUCUUUUCAUUUUCCUUUCUUUCGUCAUUUUUCUUUUUUCUUUUUUUUUUUUUCUCUUCAUUCUCUUUUAGAACUUUUGCAACUGAGAGGAUCAGGAACUGUGUUUGUUCCAUAUAGAUUGCUGGAGUAAACCUGUUUGUAUUAGUGAGAGUAUAAUAUCCAGGAUAUUUCAUAAAGGCUGUACUGAUCUUCGAUUCAAAUCUGAACGAAAGAAUUCUUCACUUGAGCUGACUUUGGGUAUUUGCCUUGCGUAAAGGAGUCCUGGCUAUUGAAAAAGUUGUGAUAAAAGUGAUGCAGUAUUUGACUUUUCAUUUUUGAGUAGCCUUUUCACUUGUCAGUAUGUCUCUCUCUUAUUUUUUCCUUUUUUUUUUUAUAUGGUUUUGUACCAGUAGAAAAAAAAGAGAAUGUGAAUUACAAAGACCCAUUUCACGAUCAGAAGUACCUAUUUCAUUGUGAAACAUGUCCUCUGUGCAAAUGAACUGAAUAUGAAUGAAAGGCUAGCUAAAGAGCCGCCAUUGCUUGAUGAUAGGUAGUAGUCCAGCAACCAGAUCCUUCUAAGUAUGCCUGAUAUACCUUGAGUCUCAAAAUACGUGUUUACAAGAUGAAUUACCACAUAGGAAGCUUAUUCACCAAGCAGACGGUUCUUAACCAAGACUUUUGUGUCAUUGCAGCAUAGUGAAGACUGCUGUCCCUUGUCAUCACUGAAACCUGGUGUAUCAUUCCAGUUUAGGAAUUUUUAAAAAGUUGUAAAUGAGGAAUAGGGGACAUGCAUUAGUUAAGCCAAGUUGAAGAAGUAGGGUUUAGGUUCUUGUGUUAAUCAUUGUUUUGUGCUAUUGAAUCAAGUUGGUGAUACGUGUGUGAUUUUUAUUUGCAUGAGCUCACUAAAGGUAUUAUGUUCAGACUCUCGCUCAACUACGAGUAAACCAGAAACAUUCAGAGAUGUUUUUAGACCCUAAUCAAUAGGUCUAGAAGAGCAAUAAGAAUCUAAACAUUCUACUGCCGGUGAAGUCCAUCGUGUCGAAGAGAUUCAGCUGAUCCAGAUAACGUGCAGCUCUCGUGUUUAGAAUAUUGGCUCCAAGGCAGAUCCUGGAGAUAGCUGACCUAUUCAUUCCACAAUACUUGGAAACCGUUUCUCCUCAAAUUAUGGUUAAAAUGAGGGGUGCAUUUCCUGUCUUCUACGGGUCCCCACUCUGACCAUUUACUCCUUGUCUGUGAAUAUUGUUUCCUAUUCCUGAAUAACAGAGGCACCCCUUUUGAUAUAGGCACUCUCAUACAGAUUUCAAAAACCUCUCCACAAAGAGCAUGAGGUCAGUAAUGUCGUUGCAGAGGUUAACAAUGCACGAUGUCUGUCUGUGAUUGGUGGCAAAUGCCCAGUGUAGCAUACUUUUUAUCUUUGUAGAUAAUAUUAUAACUUCUGAUUUGGUGCUACUGUUUAUUUAUUGAUAGAUAAAUAUGAUCAUCAGUUAUUUGCCUUAAGUAGGGUUCACAAGAGACACUCAGCCUUUCUUGAGAAGUUGUAAUGUACCUUUUUCUGUUGCUUUGUAUAGUUUGAAGAUUAACUGUCAGAAUAUCUUGGAAAGGUUAAACUUCUCCCCGGCUACCUUGUUUUGUGUAUAUUUCCUCUCGUUGAUGGGUACAACAUUCUGGUUAACGAAAGUUGUCAGUAUGGUGGUGUUUCUUGUGCAAAGAUGAAUCCUAAAUGCUCCUAGACAUUUAACCUUCUCCAGGUUUUGCACUAUCCUUAGUACAGAAGUGUUGGAACAUUAUAGUUUUGGUUAUUAUAAUCAACAGAUCCAGUUUUGGAGUGCUUAUUAUUAGCAUCAUCAGGCCCCUGACCUCUUCAAUUCCAUAUAACUGUUCAAGUAAUACAUGCUUUGGUGCCAGUGUUCAUUAUUUAAGUACGGUAUGGUGAAUUGGUGAAAAUGGCAUUCCAGUUUGUCAUUACCAGCAAACUUUUAGUCUAUUGUGACUUCUUGCAGCAAUUUUCAAAUGUUGCCAAGGACAGGUAGUGAGGUAGGUUGCAUUAGCUUUUAUCAUAUUGCUCCACACGUGGUCAUAAGAUUUUUCUUGUGUCAUAUUGGGAAUGGAGUACUACUACUUGAUUGGUAUAAUUUUUACAAUAGCAUUCUUAUUGACAGUGCUUUUGUGUGUAUGGAAGUGUGGUGGCAUUGACAGCAAUACUCAUGCCAUAACUUGUAUGAUCCCUAGAGAAUCCAUUAUGAAGAUGUACAUAAAGGAUACCUUUAAUUAGAA
This is a messenger RNA of Penaeus chinensis, 6070 nucleotides long. RefSeq names its product serine/threonine-protein phosphatase 6 regulatory subunit 3-like (gene fmt). The transcript has 20 exons. Gene Ontology annotation, molecular function: protein phosphatase regulator activity; protein phosphatase binding. Gene Ontology annotation, cellular component: cytosol; nucleus. The record is from RefSeq and is a predicted model, not a curated record. NCBI's taxonomy places the organism in Eukaryota, Metazoa, Arthropoda, Malacostraca, Decapoda, Penaeidae. Bases 446 to 3199 code for a protein of 917 amino acids.